Molecule: messenger RNA, 2167 nt
Organism: Scheffersomyces stipitis CBS 6054
Lineage: Eukaryota; Fungi; Ascomycota; Pichiomycetes; Serinales; Debaryomycetaceae
Gene: CAS5
Product: Cas5p
Exons: 3
Coding region: 1-2028 (675 amino acids)
Biological process (GO): regulation of transcription by RNA polymerase II
Cellular component (GO): nucleus
Molecular function (GO): RNA polymerase II cis-regulatory region sequence-specific DNA binding; DNA-binding transcription activator activity, RNA polymerase II-specific
Source: RefSeq, a predicted model, not a curated record
AUGGACAAAUACUUACUAAGCUCGCCAACACUGCUUUCCCAGCCGUUCGAGGUCCAGACUUGUCACAACGACUUAGACAAUGAGGACAGUAACAAUAACCAAAAAUUUCACAAUAAUAAUUUCGGUAUCCAUAAUGAUGACGUUGAAAAUAGUAAUAUUCAUGGUGUGGGAUCGGUGUUCGGUUCAAGAAGACCGUUUCACCAGAAUACUCUUCUGACUUCUUCUAUAGCCUCAAUGAGCCAAGAUCCUCCAUCUUCACAAUACGUAUCUACACUGGCUAUGGCGUAUUCGAUGCCUCAAUCGUAUUCAAACAAUACUCUCUACUCUAUGGAGUCCAUACCACAACUUUCGCUGUCUGCUUCGAACCAAUCGUUAUCAGACUCUCCUUCUUCUCUUCAACAGCAUGCACUGCUGCUGAACCAGAAGCUGAAUGUGGCCGCAAACUUUCAGCCCGUAAUGGCUACUCCUCGUCGUGCUGGACGUAAUAAGUCGCUCUCUAUUUCGUCUAUCAACAACGCCAGUGCCAACAUAUUCAACACGCCUCUACGUUCCCAUACAUCUUCAGCAUUGUCACCUGUGGCCCUAACUAAAGUCUCCAAGACUCCUCACUCUAGCAAAGUCAAAGGACACACUCGGUCCAGAUCUCGGAUGUCCAUAGAUGCACUGAAUCUCCCGCUUUCAUUGGCUGGGGUCGUUGCAGGUAAAUCUGCUGGAUCAUCGUCGUUUUCGGCCGGGGCAAACGCCAACCUUAACCCGUUCUAUUCCCUGUCUACUUUCGUAUCUCCGAGAGUAUCGAAAAGUGGCGAUUUGGACGACUUUGGCACUCCACUUCAAACACCGGGUCAAAGAACUUCUAUACAUAGCAAUAGAGCCAACUUGGCCAGCGAUUCUGGAACGUCCAAUAUGAGCUCUUCAUUCUUCAGUCCUAGCAACAACUCGAACUCCAACUCGAAUAGCUCUGGCUCAAAUAUGCCCUACGUUCUCAAGCGUCACGAUACUCUUGAUUCCAUCAAGAUUGAAGACCAAGAAGACGAUGCUAUCAAGCAGCUCAAGAAAGCUAAGUCAUAUUCUAGCAUUGCUAAUGCGAUUCUGGCUGCUUCUAGAACAACAGCCAAAGACUCUGCUAUUAAACGAGAUGACUCCUUCAUCAACGCUGCUGAUCUCUCUCUUCGUCUUAUAACCAGUCAGAUUGGAUCUAAUGCUACUAUCACCGAGUCUAACGAAAAUCCUGAAGCGAUUUCUUCCAGCUCGACCCCUGGAAUUUUCUAUACUGACACUUCACUGCUACAAUAUGGCCAAAAUCUCAGUCUAGCCGAUGCUACCAAGUCGUAUUCGGUGCCCAACUCGGCAUCAGAGUACGAUGACACAUACAUAGAAGCUAGCCAUUUCUCCGUAACACCUGCUUACCGACCAAAGGGUGUUGACUUGCUACUGCUGCUGUUUACUACAGACCUGAAUAAUCCCUUGGACUCCAGUAUGGCCAAGUUCAAUAAGAAUCUUGUUAAGAACUUGAGCCAGUCAGUAUCAACAACAUCGUUCACAAAGUCGUAUCCAGCAUCUAUAGACUUGGCUUCUAUUGCUACAGCUCCCUUGUCCCGUUUGCAGGAUGCCAGCAAUAAGGACUUGUCCAACACUUCGAUGUCGUCGCAGUCGACUCCUCCAGUAUAUCCUGGCGGAAUAGUGACUGGCUCACAACCAGGCUUGCUUCCGCCCAUGGCAGCAUUUCCAGUACUGCAAGAAAUGUAUGUCAUGAAUGGUGGCAUCCCAUUGCACCACAAUGGACUUUCUAUGGUUAAUCCUGCUCCACUUCAGCUAGACGAUAAGGUAGAAAAGGAAAAAGCCAAGAAGAAACAUAAAUGCCCUAUGUGCGAUGCCAGGUUCCAGCGUCCAGAGCACGUUAAGAGACAUAUGAAGAGUCAUUCGUCAGAGAAACCGUUUGAGUGCGACGAACCAGAGUGUGGAAAGAGGUUCAACAGAAAGGAUAACCUCAAGGCACAUCUCAAAAAGAUACAUGGAAGACAAUUGUGAUAACUACAUUGUGAUAUAAAAGACAAUUGUGAAAUAUGGAGACAGUUGAACAAAUCUAUGCAUGAUAUUUUGAUAUCUAUGUAGACUAAUAAUGAUUCAAUCACUGUUUCCUGGUCCUACACCAGGUUAGGAUCCAAAG